GUAAAAGUAAACGUGCGCUCUUCUGUUUAUGUGGAGAGAAAAUCACGUGUGAUGGAGGGUACGAGACCAGAUUCACCUGAACCCAGCUGUGUCUCCAUGAAGAGUGACCGGUCAAUGCAUCCUCCACUUAACUUUAAAGAUGAAGGAUGUUCUACUGAUCUGAGUGUGAUGGAGGGUGUGAGACCAGAUUCACCUGAACCCAGCUGUGUCUCCAUGAAGAGCAACCAGUCAAUGGAACAGCCACAUAACUAUAAAGAUGGAGGUGAUUCUACAGAUUUGAGUGUGAUGGAGGGUGUGAGACCAGAUUCACCUGAACCCAGCUGUGUCUUCUCCAUGAAGAGCAAUCAGUCAAUGGGACAACCACUUAACUUUAAAGAUGGAGGAUGUUUUACUGAUCUGAGGUCAGUAUAAUCUCAUUGUUGUGUUAGUGCCUUAGAUCACUGUGCCACCUAAGCACCCAACUCUGAAUACUUUCUGAAUCUAAAAACUAAUUAGAACUAAAUAAAGUUUUGAAAAAAUUCUCUGAGUAAACAUGACUGAAAUCCGUGCCGCGUCGGUGGAAAAUGUGUGUGUGAUGGGAGGGUAAGAGAUCAGAUUCACCUGAACCCAGCUGUGUCUCCAUGAUGAGCCACCGGUCAAUGCAAUGCACUUAACUUUAAAUAUGGAGGAUGUUCUUCUGAUCUGAGGUCAGUAUAAUCUCAUGCUCUAGUGAUCUAGUUCCUCCUGAUCAAACACAUUAACUUUAUUAAACUUAUUCAACUAGUCAAUUCAUUUAUAGAAAUAUAGAAUAUGUUUCAAUAACUGGAUGAUGGAACAUGCUAGUGUUCAGUACUGUUCUGUAUAUUUAUUGAUGUUGUAUAAUAAAAACUGAAAGGUUGCACCAUUGUUUGUCUUUUUAUUACCAGACCACAAAAGAUGAAAUUAAAUGUUACUUACAGAGAUCAGCUGGAAUCCAUAUUUAAGGAACUGGAGCUCAAAGUCAUCAGCAUGUUAAAGAAUGAGCUAAACAAGUUCAAAAAGCUACUGAAUGAAGAUUACCCAGCAUGCUCUGAGCAGGAGGUGAAGGAUUUAGAAGAUCUGAGUAGUUUCAGAGAGGGGGCGCUAAAGAUCACUCAGAAUGUUCUGAAGAGCAUGAACCAGACAGACCUCGCUAACACCCUGCAGAGGAAACUAUUAGUCCCUGUAUAUCAGAAAAAACUCAAAUCCAACCUGAGAGAGAAAUUUAAAAGAAUUAAUGAAGGAAUCUCCCAGCAUGGAAGCUCAGCACUUCUGAAUGAGAUCUUCACAGAGCUCUACAUCACAGAGGGUUGGAGUGGAGAUGUCAAUAAUGAACAUGAGGUCAGACAGAUUGAAGCAGCAUCCAGAAGACCAGCAGCACAGGAGAUUCCCAUCAAAUGUACCAACCUCUUUAAAGACUCGUCCAUCAGAACUGUGCUGACUAAAGGAAUCGCUGGAAUUGGAAAAACAGUCUCAGUGCAGAAGUUCAUUCUGGACUGGACUAAAGGAAAAGCAAAUCAGGACAUCAUCUUCAUAUUUCCACUUCCUUUUAGAGAGCUGAACUUGAUGAAGCAAGAAAAUCUCAGUCUGAUGGAACUUCUUCAUCAGUUUUUCCCAGAAGUGAAAGGUCUGCCAUCAUUAGACUGUGAUGUUUAUAAGGUUUUGCUCAUCUUUGAUGGUCUCGAUGAGUGUCGACUUCCUCUAGAUUUUCAAAAUAAUGAGCAAUUGUGUAACUUAACAAAGUCAGUAAAAAUGGAUGUGCUUCUGACAAACCUCAUCAAGGGGAACCUGCUUCCCUCUGCUCACCUCUGGAUCACCACUCGACCAGGAGCAGCCAAUCAGAUCCCUCCUGAGUGUGUAGACCAGGUAACAGAGGUACGAGGGUUCAGUGACCCUCAGAAAGAGGAGUACUUCAGGAAGAGGAUCAGUGAUGAGAACCUGGCUAGUAAAAUCAUCAAACACAUAAAGUCACCAAGAAGCCUCUACAUCAUGUGUCACAUUCCAGUGUUCUGCUGGAUCUCAGCCUCUGUUCUAGAGAGAAUUCUGGAUGAAGCCGAGGGGAAAGAGAUCCCCAAAACUCUGACUCAAAUGUUCACUUACUUUCUGAUCUUUCAGAUAAAACACACGGAACAAAAGUACCAUGGGAAAUCUGAGCCUGAUCCACACCAGACCAGUGAGACUAUACUGGCACUGGGAAAACUGGCCUUCCAACAGCUGGAGAAAGGAAACCUGAUCUUCUAUGAGAAGGACCUGACAGAGUGUGGCAUCGAUGUUAAAAACACAUCAGUGUACUCAGGAGUCUGCACCCAAAUUUUUAGAAAGGAGUUUGGGCUGCACCUGGGUCAGGUCUUCAGCUUUGUGCACCUGAGUGUUCAGGAGUUUCUGGCUGCUUUAUAUGUAUUUCUCACCUUCAUCAACAAAAACAGAAAUGUGCAGGUGAUGCAAAACACUGGAUUCUUUAACAUUUUUAGAAACUAUACAAACAUGUCUGACUUUCUGAAGAGUGCAGUGGACAAGGCCUUACAGAGUAAGAAUGGACACCUGGAUCUUUUCCUCCGCUUCCUCCUGGGUCUCUCACUGGAGUCCAAUCAGACUCUCUUACAAGGCCUACUGCCACAAACAGGAGGUAGCUUUUACAACACAGAGGAAACAGUCAGGUACAUCAAGGAGAAGAUCAGUGAGAAUCCCUCUCCAGAGAAAUCCAUCAAUCUGUUCCACUGUUUGAAUGAACUGAACGAUGAUUCUCUAGUGCAGGAAGUCCAACAAUACCUGAACAGAAGAGGUUAUGCUUAUAACGAUGAACUCCGUCUGUCUCCUGCUCAGUGGUCGGCUCUGGUGUUUGUGUUGCUGAAUUCAGAUCAGCAGCUGGAUGAGUUUGAUUUGAGGAAAUAUUAUCCAUCACAUGAAGGUCUUCUGAAGAUGCUGCCAGUGGUGAAAGAAUCGAGAAAAGCUGAGUUGUGGGAGUGUAAUCUAACAGAGAGAAGUUGUGAAGUUCUGUCCUCAGUUCUCAGUUUAAACUCCUCCAGUCUGAAACAUCUGGACCUGAGUAACAAUAAACUGAAGGAUUCAGGAGUGAAGCUGCUCUCUGCUGGACUGGAUAAUCCACACUGUAAACUGGAGAUACUUGAGUUGUGGGAUUGUAAUCUAACAGAAAAAAGUGGUAAAGUUCUGUCCUCAGUUCUCAGUUUAAACUCCUCCAGUCUGAAAGUUCUGAACCUGGGUUACAAUAACCUGAAGGAUUCAGGAGUGAAGCUGCUCUCUGCUGGACUGGAGAAUCCACACUGUAAACUGGAGAUACUGGAGUUAAAUAGCUGCAGUAUUACAAAUGAAGGUUUUACUGCUCUGGCUUCAGCUCUGAAAUUUAAUCCAUCAUCACGUCUGAGAGAACUGCAUCUGAACGACAAUCAUCCAAAAAAAUCAGGAGUAAAACUGCUGAAGGAUCUACUGGUGGAUCCACAAUGUAACCUGGAGGAACUACAAUUCUGAUUCUAAUACAUACUUGAAUUAAGAGAAGAAGAAGAUGAAGAGCAGUGGAGAUAAACACCUUUUACUCUUAACACUGGGAUUCUACAUGGUGAUGCUUUGUUCAGCUUCUUUAUGUUCUAAUCUGUAAAUUAUCUUUACAUCACUUCCUGUACAAGAUCAACACUCUCAAACCCAUACUGAAGUGCUGACGGAUUCAUCUCUUCAUUCUGUACAUCAGUACUGUGUACAGUGAAAUACACAGUUCAGUGAGAUUGGAGAGUCCAUCAGGUUACUGCUAGUAGCUAGUGGAUUCUCCCCUACCCACAAUCCACUGUGAUCCUGUGAUGUUUCUACCAGUAACCAGUAGUUUUUGGAAUGCCAUUGACAUGUCGCAGAGGUUAACACGUGAGGAGCGGAUAGAAAUUGUGUUGAUGUCUGGUGAACGCAGUACCCGGGUCAUUGCAGCAGAUUUCAAACCCUACGAGACCACCCAUCUCCCAUGCUACAGUUAGCAAACUGCUUGCCAAGUUUCGUGAAACUGGUUCAGUGUUGGAUUUGCCAAAAUGUGGACGCAUGAAAACUGUCACUAAUGAAGAAACAUCAGUGGCUGUCCUAGCUUCAUUCAGCAAGAGCCCACAGCGUAGCACUCGCCGCAUGUCACUGGAGAGUGGCAUCAGUCGAACAUCCCUUCGGCGGAUAUUAGCUACUCACAAAUGGCACCCUUACAAACUCCAGCUGCUGCAGCGUCUCAACGAGGAUGACCCAGAUCGGUGCACUGAAUUUGCAGAAUGGGCAAAACAAAAAUUGGAACAGGACCCUCAGUUUACACAGAACAUUUUGUUUAGUGAUGAGGCAAACUUUUAUGUGAAUGGUGAAGUUAACAAACAAAACCACCGCUAUUGGUCUGACACUAACCCACAUUGGAUAGAUCCCUCCAAGACUGUUGGAACACAAAAAUUGAUGGUAUGGUGUGGUAUAUGGGGUACAAAGAUAGUGGGGCCAUUCUUCAUCAAUGGAAACCUCAAGGCCACUGGAUAUUUGAAAUUGCUACAUGAUGAUGUGUUUCCCUCUUUAUGCACUGAAGCUGGCACGUUCCCUGAGUUUUUCCAGCAAGAUGGUGCACCACCACAUUAUGGGUGUCAGGUCCGAGCAUUCCUAGAUGAACAGUUUCCUGGAAAGUGGAUUGGUCGUCGUGGGCCAGUUGAAUGGCCCCCAAGGUCUCCCGUUCUGACCCCCUUAGACUUUUAUCUUUGGGGUCAUCUGAAGGCAAUUGUCUAUGCUGUGAAGAUACGAGAUGUGCAGCACCUGAAACUACGGAUAUUUCUUCUGCGGUGUUGCUAUCAGUGUGUGAAGAGUGGGAGAAGAGGGUUGCAUUGACAAUCCAAAACAAUGGGCAGCACUUUGAACACAUUUUAUAAGUGGUCAGAAACUUGUAAAUAACUCAUGAAAGAAUAAAGUUACAUUAAAAGUUUUCCCCCUCCCAUAUACUAAUGUGCCACAAACAGGAAGUUAAUAUCACCAACCAUUCCCAUUUUAUUUAGGUGUAUCCAUAUAAAUGGCCCACCCUAUAUAAGGUCAGAAAUACUGUAAAACUUGUGUGUGUGUGUGCCGGUGUAUUAUGAUUAGGGCUGCAACUAACGAUUAUUUUAGUAGUCGACUAAUCUGAUGAUUAUUUUUUCGAUUAGUCGACUAGUCCGCGAUUAUUUAUGUCAUACACUCCAUCUCUGCCUUAACAUAAAACUCUGUUAUGUUAUUUAAGUUCCAAUAUCAAAUUAAAAUAAUGACCCAUGAAACAUGAAUAUGAAACUUAAGCUUGAUAGUUUAAUUAAAUAUAUUUGAAACAUUAAUACACAAUCACAAUAAAAAAAAUUCAAUGAAAUAAAGCUUUGGACAGCAUUAGAAACUGUUAUGUUUCAGAAGUUAUCACUCUGGAAGUCAAAAACAUUUAUAACAUGUCGUUGAGAAACAUGUGAAUGCUGUCUGUGAGGACCUCAGCCAUUUGAGAGGUGCAUGAACAUCUUCUCUUCUCAUCCACACUUCAUUGCUUAGUGCUAUUAAUAGAAAGCGCAAAAGAGAAAGCUGUAUUAAUUAUCACAAACUGAAGGCUAUAUAUCAUAGUUUAUUACAAAUAGUGUACUGGCUAUGCCAGCUAAACCAUAACAGGUUAAAUAUCUUAACUGAAUUAUCUGCUGAGCUAACUAGCUAUCAUUAAGUGGAGGAGGCUUAUUAUUUAGAAUGAAUGCUCUUAUUAACGAGAGCAAAAAAUAUGGAAGAUGAGACAGGGUAACGUUAGGCUAUAAUGUUAAGUUAUAUAACGUUACUCAUAUAAAUGACUGAUUAACUAUUGCACUUAAUGCGUUAGCUAGCAAACAAACCUGAAAAAUAGCGAACUCUUAGAUAGUUUUCCGACAAGUACUCUAGCAUUAACAAACAUUAACUACAUUGGUUAAAGCACAAAGCGAUGUAAAAACUUACCAGAAUAAUGCUGCUCAUCAUGGCUGCAAGGCGUUUCACCGUGUUGCUGGCGUGAAACCACAACUCUGCUCUGUAGUGUCUGCGUUCAGCUCGUUUCUUUGGGUUAUUUUGGCUGAAAUACUUUAGAAAGUUCGGUCUCUUUAUCUUUGCCUCUCUGUCUUCAUAAACUCCCCGCUGUGCCAUGGAAGCGAUGCUGUGCCCCCUGCAGUCCCUUUAGUGCAUUGCAUCAAUAAAGACGCAUCGACAAUGAAAUUCCACAUCGACAAAUUUUUAUAGUCGACGUUAUCGAUUACGUCGACUAAUCGUUGCAGCCCUAAUUAUGAUAUAAACUGUAUUAAGCCCCUGUACAGCCACACUCCUCCCCUGCGUUUCUCCUCAUGCUGUAUCUUGCGUUAGAACGUUAGAAUGUUAGAAAUCUUGAUCCAGUGCUCGCCGAGCCGGUCGGAUCGAGUUGUUGGAUAGAGAGCCGAGUUUUGAUCAAACACCGAGUUGCUCCCGAGCCGGCAAAUCUAGACCAGUCGCCAAGCGAAAAUCAGGGCAAAAGCCAUGUAGUGUGAACUAGGCAUAAGUUUCUUAUUCGCACAGAACAGAGCGGUAGAGAGAACAGAGUGGCAACACUCCCAUAGGGAACCAUUGUAAAGGGGACGGAGACAUUUUUCUGCAUGUCUUCCGGGUUUUGGGGCUAGUGAAUAGUUCCAAACAUUCACUUUCAACCCAUAGAGCCACAUUUAUUUCCACUACUUAGCAAGCAUUUUCAGCGGUAUGUUGCUUUGUUUGAAAAAAAAUAAUGAAUUUGAUUUCAUUAAUAUACUUAAUCCUGUUAUUGUUUAGCAUUUGCUCAGCACUAAAUGUUUUGGCUUAUGUGUAAAUAAAAACGUAACAUUGUCAAAAUAAAAGAAGCAUGAAACGAUCACACCAAUCAGUGUUUUGUUCUUAUGAUAAUUUUAAUAAACAUUAGUGUCAGAUUAAUGAAUGACACUCGAGUCUUUUCACCUAAAAUGAGUUGAUUCAUCAAGAGUCUUGUUACAGAAAUGAUCAUAAAACAUUAGAGCCAUAAUAAAUCAUGCUACUUUUACUUUCAUACUUAAAUAAAUCAUGCUACUUUUACUUUCAUACUUAAGUACAUUUGAAGGUAAAUAUUUUAGUACUUUUACAAAAGUGGAGGUAAAGAGUAUUUUUACUAUUACUACUACUUUUGGGUGGCACGGUGGCUUAGUGGGUAGCACUGUCGCCUCCCAGCAAGAAGGUCCUGGGUUCAGUUCAGGUCCAGGUCCUUUCUGUGUGGAGUUUGCAUGUUCUCCCCGUGUCCGUGUGGGUUUCCUCCGGGUGCUCCGGUUUCCUCCCACAGUUCAAAGAGGUAUAUUGGAGACACUCAACUGUCCAUGACUGUGUUUGAUAUAACCUUGUGAACUGAUGAAUCAUGUGUAAUGAGUAACUACCGUUCCUGUCAUGAAUGUAACCAAAAGUGUAAAACAUGACGUUAAAAUCCUAAUAAAAUAAACAAACUACUA
Molecule: messenger RNA, 7448 nt
Organism: Trichomycterus rosablanca
Lineage: Eukaryota; Metazoa; Chordata; Actinopteri; Siluriformes; Trichomycteridae
Product: NLR family CARD domain-containing protein 3-like
Exons: 11
Coding region: 916-3483 (855 amino acids)
Biological process (GO): intracellular signal transduction
Molecular function (GO): protein binding
Source: RefSeq, a predicted model, not a curated record